Messenger RNA from Racocetra persica, 272 nucleotides. The record is from the annotation of a GenBank genome assembly. NCBI's taxonomy places the organism in Eukaryota, Fungi, Glomeromycota, Glomeromycetes, Diversisporales, Gigasporaceae.
UCUACAUGCUGAACUAAAAAAAUAUUUACUAUUACCAUUGGAAGACAAUUCGGACCCGUUGGUAUGGUGGCAAGCACAGAAAGAAUACCCUAUUCUAUGUUUAAUCGCGAGAGAUUAUUUGGCUAUACAAGCUACUAGUGUAGCUUCAGAACAAGUAUUUUCCAUAGCAGGUCUUACUAUCUCAACAACAAGAGCUAGAUUGGAGGAUGAAUCUGCAAAGGCAAUUCUAUGCUUAAAGAGUUGGCUCCAAAAAGGAAUUUGCAAAUUGGAUG